UUCCGAGGUCACCACGAGGUCCGUCACCACACGGUUGUGGGGCCCGAGUCAAGCGCAGCCUCCGUCGCGCUGGAGCGCCCUUCCGAAGCCGUUUUUUGCUCGGGCGGAUCUCGGCGUCCGGCUGGCACAGGGCCCACCCGACGUCGGGGCGGCACAGGCACAUCGGUCCCCAGGGCAGGCCACCAUGUGGGGCGAGGAGUCUCCAGAGGCCAGCAUGAGCAUGGCGGCCAUGAUGGCGAUGAUGUGCAAAGGCGGGAAGAAGGGCUGCAAGGGCAAGAAGGGCGGCGGCAAGGGCAAGGACGGCAAGGACGGCAAGGGGAAGGUGGCGAUGAGGAUCGCCUCGGGCGAGCCCGUCUUCAGCGGCCAGAUCAAGUCCUUCAACGUGGAGAAGAAGCAUGGGUACAUCGUGUGCGAGACGAUCGGCGCGCAGUGCGGCCAGGACGUGUACGCUUUCGAGGACGUGCUCAAGCGUGGCUUCGCCGGCCCCGGCGACACCGUGGCCUUCUUUGUGCACUGGUCCGCGAAGGGGCAGCCGCAGGCCUCCUCGCCGUUGCUGAGGAUCGGCGCCGCGGAGGGUUCUUGGGCGCUGAAGGGCACGUUCAAGCCCCCCAAGGAUACGUCGUCUGCUUUCGGCUUCAUCGAGUGCGCCGAGACAAAAGAGUUCUUCGGAAGGGACGUCUACGUCAACAAGGACCUCGCGCCGACCGUCACUCCAGGGGAGACCGUGAGGUUCAACGCCUACCUAAACAGGGACGGCAUGCCCAACGCCGUCACGAUGGAGGCUUGCGAUCCAACGUGGGAGCCCGAGCCCAGCGACCUGACCAACUCGGUGCAUCUGGAAGGCUUCAGCAAGGGCAGCCCCAAGGGCGGCGGCGGCAAGUGGGGGAAGGGCGGCGGCAAGGGCAAGAAGGGCAGCGGCUGGGAGGAGACCCCCUAUCAGGAGUUCGAGAUCGGCAUCCAGAUGGGCAUGCAGAUGGCCGCCAAGGGCAAGGCGAAGGGCAUGUCGGCCGCUGAGGCCCAGGCCGCCGCGGAGGCCGCCCUCGGCGUCGCCCUGCUGAGCGGCGGCGGUGGCAAGGGCUGGGGCGGCGGCUACGGCAAGUCCAAGGGCAAGGGCAAGAAGGGCGGCGGCGGCGGCGGGGGAGGCGGGGGCGCACCGCCAACUCCGACGGGGGAGGCGUUCACCGGCACCAUCAAGUCGUUCAACGAGGCUUACAACUACGGCUUCGUCGACUGCCCCGAGGUCAAGGAGGCCUACGGCAACGACGUUUUCCUGCACGGCAAGGAGCUUUCGGGCCAGGGCAUCGGGGACACCGUGUACUUCGAGCUCGGCGUCAGCGCCAAAGGCCAGCCCCAGGCCAUGAACGUUCAGUCCGUGGACGCGAACGGCAACCCGGUGCCCGCAGGUGAAAAGGCCGGCCAGCCCGCCGCCAAGAAGGCCAGGCUGAACCCGGGCCUGCAGAAGGGCGGAGCCGGCGGGAAGGGCGGAGCCGACGACGAGGCCAUCCUGAAUGCGAUUGCGGAGAGCAUGGGCGAGGGCGUCGCGGCGUCCUGGGACGCCUUUGGCGCUCAGGCCCAGGCGGGGUCCACGGCGGCGGCGCUGCUGGGAUCCGCCUGGUGACCCGCCGGCGCGGCGCAGGGCGCCAAUCUCCGCUUCGCCGGGGGUCUCUAGCUUGCUUCGAGGAAGACGUGUGCGCGGGUGGGUUGCCUCCGCUGCGUGCUCGCUGGGCUGGGCGUUGGACGCGGCCUUAUUGCUGAUGUGCUCCGGAACCUCUCCC
Messenger RNA from Prorocentrum cordatum, 1775 nucleotides. The record is from the annotation of a GenBank genome assembly. NCBI's taxonomy places the organism in Eukaryota, Dinophyceae, Prorocentrales, Prorocentraceae.